AUGGGGAAAUUAUUCAACGAUCCAGGACAAAACGGGUAUACCCCCAUGGGAAAUCCUCUUCCGACAUGUGGUGGUUGCAGACGUGGUUGUUGUCACGGUCACGGUGGCAACAUGUGGAACUCUGGUAGGCCAUGCACUGAACCCUAUGCAAUGAACGGUCAGCAAAACAUGCAACGCCCUUGCAUGGGACAUUGCAAUCCCACCAAACUAUAUUCUGAUACAUACAACUAUCUGACAGAAAAUCUCAUGCAACCCACAAUAAAAGAGGUAUACAAUGACUUAAGCACCAUAACGCCAAAUAAUACCAUCAUGAAUAAUCCUAUGGGCAAUCAAAUGUUAUCUCAAGAUGCCUACGCUGCUCAAAAUGCCUCAACUCUCCCAAAUAAUUACAAUAACAUGAAUAGUAUGCAGAAUAACAUGGGCGAUGUACCCGCUAAUGAAAUGCAAGGGAAAGGAAUGGGGCAGAUGGGAGCGAUGGGUGGCAUGGGGCCACAAAUUAUGGGCAUGAUUGGAAGCAACCAGGCGUCCAAACCCAAUACCAUGCCUAGUCAAGUAGGAAAUUUAAAAGAACCAAUGUUAAUAGACGCACCCCAAUCCCCUCAUGGAGUGGUUGGUGUGACCCCACUAUCAGCUCCCAUGGGAAAUAAUAAUGGAAUUUAUAAUAACAAUAAUGUAGUUCAAAACGUUGGCUAUCAAAACCCAAAUCAAUAUAACAAUAUGCCAGUUGCAAAUAUGACAAACGCUACCAACAAUCCUCAGAAUAUGCAAGGCUAUCAAAACAUGCCAAAUACGAACGCUAAUCCUGCGGCGCAGCAAAUGGCUGCAGCUCCUCAGCAUAAUUACGGCAGGCAUGCACCUGGUAUCGCUAAAUUCAAUGAAAUGUUCCCUGGUGUUAUGAAGGGAAUCGGUGGAGACUUAAAUUUCGAUCCCAUGGCAAUGGCCAUACAAAUGAACCCAGCGAACCAACAUCAAAGCGCCAUGGACACCAUGCAAAAGAUGAUGACCGGCAAUAGGGGCGGUUUGAACAAUAUGCGUAACAGAAUACCUAAUAUAACUCCAGAACGGCCCGGCAUGGGACAAGCUCUUAAUAAUAAUUUGCCUCCAACCCAAACAAAUGUGCCCGUUCCUCAGGGUCAAAAUGUUAAUCCUGAUCAGAAUAAUGUUCCAGCUACUGAAAAUCAAGGCUCCAGGGUUCCCGCUGAAACGAAUCAACAAGUUUAUACUGCAGUCACUCAACAAGUACCACAACAACAAAUACAAAAUCCACAACAGCAAGAAUAUAAUGGACAGCAACAAAUUGUGAAUCCUAACUCGGGCAACGGAGCAGCUCCACCUCCUGGUACAAUAUACGAAGGUGGUGAUCAGCAAAACGCUCAAGCUCAACCUGCCGAUACAACUGCGGUGUCCGAAGUUCCGAAUACACAACAAUUUAUAAAAGAGCCCAUCUUCCCCGCAGACACUUCUAAAUAUUACGUACCUAGAAAACAACGAUAUGAGCAAACUGCUUAUAAUACCCUCGGACAACCAGUACAAAUGUUACCAGCUCAAAUGUAUCACACUCCCGAACCAGCUCUGCCACAAACUUUAUCACCACAACCUUCCGCGAAGAUGAAUGCCGGCAGAUACGCCAAUGUCAAGUCCACAGUCAGCAGAACAUCAUUAGUAGGCGGUAAAACGUUAGGUCGAAGUACAAGUAGGAAUCAAUUACAACAUAUAUACAACCAAUAUAAGGGAUCUCAGUCAUACACUCAGAAUAAUGGAAAAGUUCCUGAUAACGGAGCCUCUUACUCUGACGGCAAAAUAAAUGUCCCUCGUACAAAUGCACCGACAGCCCAACAGGUGCCUGUUGAAAAAAUAGGCGGAGACACAAUAGCCAAUAAUCAAUUUCAAGAUCAGAGGACUGCUAAAGUUGAACAAGUGAUGGGACAGUUAGGCGAUGUGCCAGGUGCAAAUAAACCAAACGGAGAUUUAGUAGAAAAGGAUCCUCAAGUUAUCAAAAAGACCCGUAAUGGUUUACAAGAUCAAGUGUUCACGGCGUAUCCAACAUCAGCCGCUUGGUCUUUUCAUGGCGACGGCGUCCCUAGAUAUACUGCAGCCUAUCGUAACCGUUAUAGGUUCUAA
Molecule: messenger RNA, 2121 nt
Organism: Danaus chrysippus (African queen)
Lineage: Eukaryota; Metazoa; Arthropoda; Insecta; Lepidoptera; Nymphalidae
Source: the annotation of a GenBank genome assembly